This is a messenger RNA of Mesorhabditis belari, 903 nucleotides long. The record is from the annotation of a GenBank genome assembly. Lineage: Eukaryota; Metazoa; Nematoda; Chromadorea; Rhabditida; Rhabditidae.
AUGAUUCCUGAAGCUCUUUCAAAUUUUUAUUUCCGCCUAGAUGAAUUCGAAAAGAAACUCGAGAUUCAGGCUGGCGGUUUUGGGAAAGUUUCCUACAAUAAGUUGAACAACCAAGAUGUGGCCAUAAAAAUGAUGAAGGAUCCGGAGGAGAUUCUCAAAGAAGCAAAUAAGCAUAAACAUGUCAAAGAUUGCAAGUUUAUUGUUGAGAUACUCGGAAUCAUUUUUGAUGAGACUGAUUCGCCGAAAGGUUUGGCACUUGAGUUGUGCUAUUUGGGAACGCUUUAUCAAGUGAUUAUGGGCUGGGAAGUGCACACACUUUACAACAUCGCUCAUAUCGUCGUUUGGAUGGAACAAUUGGCCUCGGUGUUGCUCUACUUGAAAGAGAAAGAGCUCGUUCAUCGGGACCUCAAGCCUCUCAAUAUUCUGAUGUUCGACAAAUACCGCGAGAUUCGCGUCUGUGAUUUCGGUAUCUCAGCCUGGGAAAAAACUGUGGUAAAACUGGCCGGAACAGUCAGCUUCAUUGCGCCAAAUUCGUCGAUUCACUUCGCCGAUCAUCGAGAUGACAUGUACAGUGUGGGAAUGAUUCUGUGGCAACUCAUCUUCAGAAAACAUCCAUAUCUUGACUACAAUACUGAAAAUCCGGCAAUUGAUAACGAUGAUGUGUUGGAAAGAGUGGGGAAUGGGGAAAGAUUGCCGCUUGAUGAGACACAUUCAUCCAUUCAGGAAGUGAUCUCGGGUUGUUGGGCUCAUGAGAAGGAUGAGCGUUUGAGUCCUGAAGAACUAUACGAAAAGAUGGUUGAGUGGCGAAAGAAGAUUCAAACAUCGAUGGAAAAGUUCUCAAAGUUCUUGCAAAUCUCAUUCACAAUCCAAGAAACAAUCUUGAUUUGCUUCUCGACAAAUCGA